AUGGCCGACGAAGCCAAAGCCAAAGGCAACGCAGCUUUCGCCGCCGGGAACUUCACCGAUGCCGUGAGUCACUUCACGGAAGCCAUUAAUCUUUCCCCCGCCAACCAUGUUCUGUACUCAAACCGAUCCGCCGCCUACGCUUCUCUUAACAAGUUUUCUGAAGCGCUUUCGGAUGCAGAGAAGACUGUCGAGCUCAAGCCCGACUGGUCUAAGGGCUACUCCCGCCUUGGCGCGGCUCACAUGGGUUUACACAGUUACAAUGACGCUGUCUCGGCUUACAAAAAGGGUCUUGAAAUUGACCCAAAUAACGAGCCCCUUAAGUCUGGGCUAGCCGAUGCAGAGGCUGCUCUGGCGAGAUCUUCGAGGUCUCGGGCCGGGCCUGGUGCUGACCUGUUUGGGGAGGCGUUCGGGCCGGAGAUGUGGGUUAAGCUGGCUAAUGAUCCUACAACUCGUGGGUUUCUGCAGCAGCCUGAUUUUGUUAAAAUGUUGCAGGAUAUUCAGAAAAAUCCAAAUAAUUUGAACUUGUAUUUGAGCGAUCAAAGAAUGAUGCAGGCAUUGGGAGUUUUGUUGAACGUGAAAAUCCAGACGAGGGGAGCUGAAGAAGAUGCAAAAAUGACUGAGGCGUCCUCACGUGGCUCACCAGAGAGGAAGAGGCCUGCAGCUUCUGAGGCUUACCCUGUCAAGGAGGAGAAGAGACCCGAGCCUGAACCUGAGCCGAUGGACUUAUCUGAGGAGGAGAGGGAGAAAAAGGAUAAAAAGGCACAGGCCCAGAAGGAGAAGGAAGCCGGGAAUGCUGCAUACAAGAAGAAGGACUUUGAGACUGCAAUUCAGCAUUAUACAAAGGCCAUUGAGCUCGACGAUGAGGAUAUUUCUUUCCUCACUAAUCGUGCUGCUGUGUACUUGGAGAUGGGAAAGUAUGAAGAUUGCAUUAAAGAUUGUGACAAAGCUGUUGAAAGAGGAAGAGAGCUGCGGUCUGACUAUAAGAUGGUCGCUAGAGCUCUAACAAGAAAGGGAACUGCCUUAGUGAAGGUGGCAAAAUGUUCGAAGGACUAUGAACCUGCCAUUGAGACUUUUCAUAAAGCGCUCACAGAGCAUCGCAACCCCGAUACAUUGAAGAAGCUCAAUGAUGCUGAGAAAGCAAAAAAAGAACUAGAACAACAAGAGUAUUUUGAUCCCAAGAUAGCUGAUGAGGAGCGCGAGAAAGGCAACCAGUAUUUCAAAGAGCAAAAUUAUCCGGAGGCUGUGAAGCAUUACACAGAAUCACUAAGGAGGAAUCCAAAAGAUCCGAAGGCUUAUAGCAACAGGGCUGCUUGUUACACAAAGCUUGGGGCUCUGCCUGAGGGGCUGAAAGAUGCAGAAAAAUGCAUUGAACUUGAUCCAACAUUUGCUAAGGGUUAUACUAGAAAAGGGGCAGUUCAGUUUUUUAUGAAAGAGUAUGAAAAGGCUUUGGAGACGUACCAGGAAGGACUAAAGCAUGAUCCCCGGAACCCAGAAUUGCUGGAUGGUGUUAGAAGAUGUGUUGAGCAGAUAAAUAAGGCUACCCGUGGAGACUUGAGCCCCGAGGAACUGAAAGAGAGACAGGCCAAGGCAAUGCAGGACCCGGAGAUUCAGAACAUUCUGAAGGAUCCAGUGAUGCAACAGGUCUUAGUCGAUCUCCAAGAAAAUCCCAAGGCUGCGCAGGAUCACGCGAAGAAUCCUCUUGUUAUGAACAAGAUACAGAAACUGGCGAGAUGCUAUUUGGCUCGGCUCAAAGCAAAGCCUGAGGCAAGAACAGAGCGCCAAGGAGAGAUGCUAUUUGGCUCGGCUCAAAGCAAGGGCCAAGGCGCCCUGUUCUUGGCACGGGCUUUGAGCCGGGCCAAGAAGAAUAAUUCAAUUCGUGGACUCAUUCCUUUCACAUAUAUUGAAGCUAAAUACCAAUAG
Fraxinus pennsylvanica is the source of this 1920-nucleotide messenger RNA. Lineage: Eukaryota; Viridiplantae; Streptophyta; Magnoliopsida; Lamiales; Oleaceae. The record is from the annotation of a GenBank genome assembly.